Messenger RNA from Corapipo altera (White-ruffed manakin), 5211 nucleotides. RefSeq names its product CXADR, Ig-like cell adhesion molecule (gene CXADR). Bases 61 to 1080 code for a protein of 339 amino acids. Gene Ontology annotation, molecular function: cell adhesion molecule binding. NCBI's taxonomy places the organism in Eukaryota, Metazoa, Chordata, Aves, Passeriformes, Pipridae. Gene Ontology annotation, biological process: homotypic cell-cell adhesion. The record is from RefSeq and is a predicted model, not a curated record. Gene Ontology annotation, cellular component: intercalated disc; bicellular tight junction; basolateral plasma membrane. The transcript is spliced from 6 exons.
AAAAAAUAUAUUUUUGUAGGUCUAACGAGAAGCUUAACUAUAACUUCAGUUGACCAAUCAAUGUUUGAAAAAGCACAAGGAGAGAGAGUAACGUUGCCAUGUACUUUUGAACUCUCAGAGGAAGAUGAAGGCCCACUAGAUAUUGAGUGGGUAUUGAUACCAGCAGAUAAUCAAAAGAAGGAAAAAAUAAUAAUUAUGUAUGCUGUCGACAGGAUUUAUAAUCAUUAUUAUGGUGCUCAGACUGGGAGGAUGGCAUUUACUCAGAAUGAUCCCAAAAAUGGUGAUGCUUCAUUGGAUAUCCAGAAUUUAAAGGCAGAAGACACUGGCACGUACCAGUGCAAAGUGAAGAAAGCUCCUGGAGUUCAAAGCAGAAAAAUACAGUUGACUGUACUUGUAAAGCCAGCAAGAACUAAAUGUUCCAUUGAAGGAUCACAGGAGAUUGGAAAAGAUGUUACCUUGAAAUGUACAUCACAAGAAGGAUCCCCACUUUUGUCUUACGACUGGAGGAGAGUAUCUGGCACAAAUGAACUUCCUGCCACUUCCAUACUGAAUAAAGAUACAGGGGAACUUCUUCUGAAAAACGCCUCUCAAGAACAUUCUGGUUUAUACAACUGUGUGGCCUCAAACAGAGUUGGCACGGAUGAAUGUUCUGUUCAGCUGAAUGUCACGCCUCCCGUAAAUACAGCUGGUAUAAUUGCUGGAGCUAUUAUAGGAACUCUGCUGGGUCUUUCUGUACUGAUUUUUCUCGUCUUCUGUUGCUGUAAGAAGCACAGAGAGAAGAAAUAUGAGAAAGAAGUACAUCACGAUAUCAGAGAAGAUGUUCCACCUCCAAAAAGCCGCAGUUCAACAGCUCGCAGCUACAUCGGCAGCAAUCGUUCUUCUCUGGGUUCAAUGUCUCCCUCAAAUAUGGAAGGAUAUACCAAAACUCCAUAUAGCCAAGUCCCAAGUGAAGACUUUGAACGUGCUCCUGGUCAAAACCCAACCUUUGCACCUUCAAAGGUAGCUGCACCUAAUUUAAGUAGAAUGGGAGCUGUUCCUGUGAUGAUUCCAGCACAAAGCAAAGAUGGGUCGAUAGUAUAAAAUAUUAUUAAUUUAAAAGCUGUUUUUUAAAGUGUUCUUUGUAAGUAUUAGAGAAAACUACUGUGUUCCAUCCCUCAUUUAAACACUGGCAUGAAAUUGUCCUUGAAGCAAACGAACAAGUUAGUUUGAAAAGCCACCAAUUCUCAGAUUUAAUUUUAAACUUAUUAGUAUAUGACAGUUGAACUAUUUACAAAAAGCGUUGAAGUUCCUAAAUAAAUAUUGGACACUGAAGGUAUUUGGACCUGUGGUAGGUUGCUGAAGAGACACUGACACUGUCAGCUAAUGUGCAGUCCUGAAUGUGUAACAGUGAGACAAAGGAGAAUUAACAAAGCAUUUCAUGUGUAGACCAUGGAGUUUCUCAGAGUUCCUAUAACUUUAUCCUCAAUUAUGGAAUAACAGAAAUAUUUGAACUUGAUAUUGAACUCUGAUGUAGUUGCAUGGGGCUGAAAUACUGAGGAUGACUUUGAAUUCUGUUCAUAUUUAUGUGGUUCUUUGAUCUGGUAAUGUUUGUUUGGAGCACUUGAGCUCUUAUUUCAGGGGCAGCCAGUUAUUUAAUUGGUUCAAUUAGUUUAAUUAAUCUACUCUGAAUUUAAAAUGUCAGUGAGUGGAAGUGUGACAGGAGACCUUGCAAGCUCUUUGAAACAUGAAUUUUUCUGUAAUAACUAGUUCUAGUCAGGUUGACUUAAUACUUGCAUUCUCUGAUGCAAGAAGUCCUGUCAGGUUGUUGGUGAUGGCACCUAAGCUUUAAGAUCUAUAAAUCAGCUGUUACUGUCACAGUAAGAAUGAAUUAUGGAUCUUUAUGCAGGUCUUUAAGGUAAUUGUACCUUGCAUUUUCCAACGCCUGUUUAUAUACUAAGGCAGUGCUCUUAUUUUUUUUUCCAAACCAAUUACCUAGAAGCUCCAUGGGGAUUUAAUGAGAGCUAUUAAGCUGUUAAGUAACUGGUAUUGGAUAUCUGUCCUCUAACAUCACUGUGGAAACAACUUUUCCCAUAUACAUGUAAGCAGUAGUCAGCCUUUACUCGAGAUGCUAAUGUCUUCCUGUGUGAAUUUGCAAGGAGUUUAAAGCUCAUUUCUCCUUGCCUCUUCAACAGCUCUAAAUAUUCUGAACCAAUGUUCAGACUUUUUAAGAGCAAGAGUUUUGUGCAGCUGAGAGCAAAUAGUUAUCCAGAAUUGUUCAUGCAGAUCUCAUGUUUCAAAAUUAAAAACGCUUCUUCCCAAUUUUGCAAAAUUAAAGCAAUACAGGAGAAACAGAACAAUUCUUUCUCUUACUUUCACAUGUAUUUAGGACUUCUGAUAGCUUCUGGUAACUGAUAUUACGUACCUGUGAAAGCUGGAUUUAAAACUUAGUGCAGCUUGAAUCUUUGUGGAUUUUAUCUUCCUUCCUGUUUUCUACCUUCUUCAUACUGUGUGAAGGGCAGGUGAGGGAGAGUCCCUUCAGCUUAUUCUAGCUAUAGUUGUUGAACUGCAAGGUAUUUUGGAAAACUCUAAAAGCAUAUAGUAUGGGGCACUGAUGUUGAUGAAGGAAAUAUCUGAAUAGCCUGUUGAAAGAUGUUAGGAUUGUUUGUGUGUAGCAACAGUGUGAGAGAAAACAUUUUCCCAAACUUCUAGGUUUAGUGUCUGCUUUUUUGUAGCUGCUUAUAGUUCUGUGAUGAAUUCUUUGGCUUACUACUAAAUGUUUGUCCUAUCUGUAAUUAGAUGCACAAUCCUUGGCUGGCACUAUUAAUGUAAAGAAAUUUCCCUGCCCGUGGCAGGGUGGUUGGUACAAGGUCAUCUUCCAACCCAAACCAUUUUAUAAUGCUAACAUACCCUUCAUACCGAAUUUAGAAACUUGAAUGGCUAUUAAGCAUUCUAGACCUAGUUUUACACAUUUGGGACUUUUUUAGAUUGUAAGCUGAUACUGUUAGAGAUCAGAUUUUUUAUCUUUCAUGUGUGCCUUGUCAAUAAACUUUGCCUGAUUGUAACUUCAGUUUUUAUGAAAUUUCUGGUGCCUAAACAUACUGUUUGAACAGGUGCUUAGAUGAUGGUACAGUUCUUAAAACAUGACACUGUGAUCUGAUUUCUUGAUUCUUAUGUACUAUUUAUACCUCUUCAUGCCUAUUUUUGGAUGUGACUUCAGUGUCUCUCUCUGUAUUCUUCUGUAUUUCAAAAUGUCACUCCUUCAAUUGCUAAUUAUGAUUUAAAUGUUUAUAUUCCUGAAAACUGUUCAGUUGUUGUACCAAUGAGAUGGAUGAUUGAUUUUUAUAUGUGUGGUAAAUAAUAGGUUUAGUAAAUGUGCCAAACAUAGCUUCUGAAGAACAAUAGGUGGGGAGACAUCUUCUUACAUCCAAUUAUUGUGACAGAAGAGACUUCCAAGAUGUUAAUAGUACACUGAUUGUUUACCUUGAAACCAAGGCCUUCCUUAAUUAAAAGGGUAUAAUUAUUAUAAAUACGAGUUGAGUACAAAACUAAGCUGAAUCACAGACUGAGAGAUAGCUAUAAACCUAAGCAACCAGGCAGCAAACCUACUAAAUUUGGUUCUUAGCCAUCUGUGGUCAUAUGUGUUUUUCAGUGGGUUUUGUUUGGUUUCUUUUGGUUUGGUUUUGUUUUGUUUUGUUCUUUUGGUUUGGCCUGAGACCCUGUACUUACAAGUCAGUUAAGCCCUAGGACACUCAGAACCAGAAACCUAUCUCAGUAAAGCACGCAGAGCAGAGUUUACACAUGCUUGAUGCUCUGUCAGCUUGUGCAAAAUAAUAAAUGGACAGAAGGACAGCGUGAUGUGCCCUCAGAGCCUGGCUGUUAGGCUUAGCAGCCUUGACAGUGUCUGUCUAUUUAUGUAAUUGCAUGGAAAAAGAGGAGAAAUAGAAUCUGACAUAGUCCUUAUCUGAAAUAAAGAACCCCUGACUUGGGGUAAACUUGGCCUCAAGUUGCUAUCAUCAUGCCUUUUUGGAUGGAUAGAACACUACUAUGAGAACAUAAUACUGCUAUUAUAAAUUAUAAAUUAUUUCUUUUUUUCACUAGAUUGUUCACUUACACUGGAUUAUGAUUCUCAAAAGCAGCUACUGUAGUCUAACAAUGAUUUCUAGCUGUGUAGGAGAUGAACUGGUUAAACAUGUGAGGUGUCCAAUCUUACAGAUAGCUCUCCUAACAGAACACUUUUAGGAAGUAAUGGCAGCUGAUAUACCAGUUAGGAGGUGGCAUUUUUAAUGUCUCAUUUGAUUAAAAAAGAAAAAAGGGGGAGGGGGUAGGGAGGGUGGUACCAUUUUGUAAAUACUCUUAAGUGAGCUCAAGAAACCUCUAGUUAAUGUCAUGACUGUAAACUUGCCUGUUGAGGACUACUAUAUAGAGAAAGAAACCCCUCAAUUUUAGCAUGGUGUGAAUAAAGUGUUAGACUUGUAAUACUGUAGAGGUUCCGUAACACUUGUCCAUACAGUUCAAGCAUCUUCAUAAACUUCCUGCAGUGGGUAUUUAAAGAUAAUUGUGUGAAACUUCCUUCCCUGAAAAAUGAAUACUUCUUCCAAAACUGUAUAGUGCACAGAAAUGCCUUGUUGGAGGGAUAAAACAUGACUUUUGAGAGAAAUGUACAUUGCAUACGUCUUUAUCAACUCUGGAUAGUUGCAUUCAUAUUAGAUGUAUGCUUCCUGCUUAAUAGUGCAAGUAAGACUUCUUAAUUGCAAGUUUUUUCUGUAAUGCUGAAUAUUGUAUACUACUGGUUUCCAUGACAAGCUUUUAGUUUUGUUCUGAGCAGUGUAUAUUCUGGAUCACUUUAGGUCUCUAUUCCAGUCUAAAGACAUUAAGCUAUUUGUGUCACUUAAACCAUGUUUUAUACACUCGAUAGGUGCUUUAUGGGACCCUUUGGUUAUUGGUCCUCUAGCAUUGAGGCACAGCUCAGUUGAAAUCGGAGCAAUAAAACUUCCUGGAAUCCCAAAUGUUACGAUGUUACAUUACACUUCUCAUGCACAAAGCAUGGACUUUGAUAUGAAUUUCAGUAUGAGGUUUUAUAUUCACACUUUUGGGGGAAUGGUAUUUUAAAAUAUGAGUAUUGUGAGUGAAUUUCUAAAAAAAAAAAAACAAAAACAAAGUUCAAAAUUUUAAAACGCUGUAGUUCCAUGACAGACUUGUGUACUUUUUGAAAUAAAACUGUUGGAGAAAACA